This is a messenger RNA of Cordyceps fumosorosea ARSEF 2679, 354 nucleotides long. RefSeq lists its product as hypothetical. The record is from RefSeq and is a predicted model, not a curated record. Bases 1 to 354 code for a protein of 117 amino acids. Lineage: Eukaryota; Fungi; Ascomycota; Sordariomycetes; Hypocreales; Cordycipitaceae. The transcript has 3 exons.
AUGAAGGCCGCUUUCGUUGUCGCAUUCGUGGUUGGCGCCGCCAUGGCCGCCGUCAUUCCCGCCAGAGGUAUUUCGGACCUGCCCAUGGCUCGCGACAACCUUCCGCCGAAGCAAGCACUAACAAUACGCGACUCGAUAGCCGUGGACUCUGACGAGGCCAUCGUGUACCCUGCGCAAGUCGACCAGUCUUGGGUAGAUGCUCAAAAGAGGUCGCAAGAUUCGGAUGAGGCGGUCGUAUAUCCCGCCCAGGUCGACCAGUCCUGGGUCGAUGCUCAGAAGCGCUCUUCGCAAGAUUCCGACGAGGCCGUCGUGUAUCCCGCCCAGGUUGACCAGUCUUGGGUGGACGCUCAGUAG